GACAAGAGAAGGCCAGCUCGAACUUCGUAUCUUCGUAAGAACGCUGUUCUAAUCGUGCAGUAAAAUUAUAUUUUGUUGCCAUGCAGCAAACACUGUCUCAUCCCUUCGGAAACGCCUUUUCCCCGCAUCCGACCACCGGCACCCGGCUCUAUAUCUGCCUCUCUUGUCCAAAGCCAUGGCCGGACGUCCCUUUUAUCGCCUGCUCCAACCCUCUUGAAGUCUUCGAAAUCUCACUGUCACCAAUCCACUAUGACAGACUCUUACAGAGGCAAAACAGUCAUUGUGACGGGUGCUGCAGGUGGCCUGGGCCGCGCAAUUGCGCAGGCCUUCCUGUCAGCCUCUGCAAACGUUGUCCUUGUCGACGUCAACCCAGCCCGACUUGCCGCCUGUUCCUCUGAGCUCAGUACCUCAUAUCCAGGCCAUGUACUCGCCCUCCAAGUCAACAUCACCGACGAAAGUGCCGUAGAAGAGAUGAUCAACACCACCACUAGCAAGUUCUCGACUUUGGAUGUGCUAGUGAACAACGCCGGCAUCAUGGACCACUAUGACCCCGUGGGCGGCCUGGAAAAGGCCAUGUGGGACAGGGUUAUAGCCGUGAAUCUUACAGCACCAAUGCUCACAAGCAAGUAUGCGGUGAAGCAAUUCCUUGAACAGGAGCAAGGGGGCGCAAUCUUGAACGUGUCAAGCACAUCUGCGUUGAAGGGUUUCAUUGCAGGCGCAGCAUAUACAGCAAGUAAGCACGGUAUUAUAGGUCUCACCAAAAACACUGCAGUUUUUUAUGCCAAGAAAAACAUCCGAUGUAUUGCCAUACUCCCUGGCCCUAUGCAGACAAACGUUGGAGACGCUUGGGCGGAUGGGAUGAACGAAGAAGGUUACGAGACGAUGGACAAAGCAAGGGCCUUUGACCCAGAACUAUGCGAGCUGAGCAAGGUGGCCGAAACUGUGCUUCACUUAUGCUCACAAGCUGGGAGCGUGUGCAAUGGAGCUUGUGUGACCGUUGAUAAUGCAUGGGGCGCGUGGUAG
Messenger RNA from Mytilinidion resinicola, 1023 nucleotides. Its product is annotated as 3-oxoacyl-reductase. The record is from RefSeq and is a predicted model, not a curated record. The transcript is spliced from 3 exons. Gene Ontology annotation, molecular function: oxidoreductase activity, acting on the CH-OH group of donors, NAD or NADP as acceptor. Lineage: Eukaryota; Fungi; Ascomycota; Dothideomycetes; Mytilinidiales; Mytilinidiaceae. The coding region runs from base 250 to 1023 and encodes 257 amino acids.